AUGGAUAUUAUCCGAGCGCCUGGAAAUAUUAAUAUUAAUGGCAACGACAGCGGCGGCAGCAGUCUGGAGCCGUUGUUACGCAAACCCAAGGAUCCCGGUGCCGGUGGCCAUUUGCGCCAGCAGCAGCAGCAACAACAGCACGCCGACGAUCAUCACCAGCAGCAGCAGCAGCAGCAACAAAAUGGCGGCAGGAAUGGCCUAAAAACCGGUAGCAACAGCACCGGAUCACCGGCGCAAGCGACACCAGCGCCACUGCGCCAAACACCGCCCCAAUGCGCGUCGACGGAUUCGGGCAACAGUUCGUGCGUAAGCAGCGGCAGCAGCGGCAGCAGCAGCACCACCGGUGGUAGUGGGGGUAGUUCCAGCAGCACAAGUGCAUCCGGUGGUAGUGCAGUGGACGAACCAGAGACUAAAACGCCGCGUCGACCGGCGCGUUCGUCGUCCGCGUCGUCGCUCAAAACGCGCAACAUUUACGUGAACAAAACCUACGACGACGACGGUGGUGCCGGGUGUGCGGGAGCGUCCACCAUUGCCGGGUCCGUGGUUUCGAUCUCGAUCGAUGAGGGCAUUGAUGAUGCGUACGCGAAGAACGCCAACGGUUCACGCACGCGUCCACGUGCGAAUGGCCACGUGCUCGAGGAGCCCCAGGAACACGAGCAGCUGGAAGAGCGCGAAGAGGAGGUAAAACCGCUGCUGGAGCUUCGAAACGAGCGGCGCCGUACGACGAAGGGCAUCGUGAAAAGCCCCUCGAGCCAUAGUGUGGGUGAAAAACCACCACGGCAGCUUAGCCUGCAGUUUUCCCAACCCGAAUCCGUCGUCGUCAUCGAACGCCCCGUUCAUCACGUGCAGUUUAGUGGUGGUAGUGGUGGUGAGGGUGGGGAAAAAACCACCCUCAUCGGUGGGGUUCCCCUGCAAGGGUUGGGUGCAUCGGAACCGGCUUGCUCGAGCCCGAUCGGAAGUAUCCUUUCGCACGGUUCCGCCAGCUCAUCGACAUCCGGUUCGUCCUCGUCAUCGUCCUCGAACGAGAACAGCUCGCUGGGGGCGUACGCGGAAGCACGCCCCCCCGACGGUGGGUGGGGUUGGGUGGUGUGUUUCGCGUCCUUCAUGGUCAACCUUAUCGCGGACGGUGUAACGUUCAGCUUCGGCGUGAUGUACAUCGAACUGUUGGCGUAUUUCGGUGAAAGCAAAGGCAAAACGGCCUGGGUCGGAUCGCUGUUCAUGGCGAUGCCACUGCUCUGUGGUCCUGUGGCGUCCUUUCUCACCGAUCGGUACGGUUGCCGGAAGGUAACCAUCAUCGGUUCGAUCCUCGCCUCCGUUGGAUUCGCGCUAUCCGCUUACGCCACCUCGAUCGAGAUGCUUUACCUAACGUUCGGUAUCCUUUCCGGGUUUGGUUUGAGCCUUUGCUACGUUGCCGCCGUUGUCAUCGUGGCGUACUACUUCGACAAGAAGCGCUCCUUCGCAACGGGCCUUUCGGUGUGUGGCAGUGGCAUCGGUACGUUUGUGUUCGCCUCGCUAACGCAGGUCCUGCUCGAUGAGUACGGUUGGCGUGGUACAACGCUCAUCCUCGCUGGGAUCUUCCUUAACAUGUGCCUGUGUGGGUUGUUGAUGCGCGAUCUCGAGUGGACGACACACAAAUCCAAGCAGAAACGUCGCAAACAGCUGCAACAGCAGCAGCAGCAGCAGCAACAGCAAGCUGAUUCCGUGAGCAACAGCACGAAUACGGCAGGAAAUGCGAGCGUGCUGAUGGGCGCUGGUUGUGACGGAAACACACCCGGUGGUCUGGCAGGCGGCUGCAAUGGCGGGCUUGUGGAUGGAAAACACGAACACCUGUACGAUUUGGAUGACCCACGGUUGUUCAGCUCGCUCAUCACGCUACCGACGUUCCUGCAAAAUGGCGCUAGCCAGGAAAAGAUCACCCUCGAGGGUAUGUUGGCGAUGUUAAGCAAACAGCACAACAUGCACGAUCACCAUCUGCUGCACAGUUUGCCAGCACCGCAGAUCAGCAGCUCGCGCAGUUUCAGCCAACCACUGUCCCCGCAGAGUGGCGAAGAUUUAACGGAACGCAAGGAACACGAGCUGGAACGCACGCAGGAAGGACACGCCGACGCACGUGAAGCUCCAGCACAGGACGACGAGCAGCAGGAGCAACCGGAAAUGGGUGUCAAGGUCACGGCAUCGCGUCACCGAGCAGCAGGCGGGCAGCGGUCCGGUGCAAGGGGACGGCAUGGAGCCACCACCCAGAACGCCGGGGAAGCCGCCGGCCAGAACGCCUCCCCGUACGAGCCCAUGUUCCUGCGGCGGGUGCACAGCCACAGCACGCGCGGUACGGCCCCACCCGCUGGGACCGCAUCCUACCUGAAGGACCUGCGGAUGCACCGCCACUCGCUGACGUACCGCGGUGCUAUGCUGAACAUUCAGCGCUACCGGCUGCGGGCCUCCUCCUGCCCGGACAUCUACCGCAACUCGAUGACGACGAUCGCGAAGGAGAAGUCCGCCUGGUACCAGGGCGCGGAGGAGUUCCGAACGCUGCUCGUCAGCAUUCUGGACUUCUCGUACUUCUCCGACGUGCACUAUCUGCUGUUUGCCGUGUCCAACUUUCUGCUCUACACGUUCUACGACGUGCCGUACGUGUACCUGGGCGAUAAUGCGACCCAGAUUGGGUUCUCCCACGCCGAGUCGUCGAUGUUGAUCGCGAUCAUCGGCAUCCUGAAUAUGGUGGGCGAGGUGGUACUCGGUUGGAUGGGAGAUCGUAAGUCGGUCAACGCAAACUACACGUACGCGAUCUGUAUGGGACUGUGCGGGUUGGUGACGGCGUUAGUGCCCUUGUUCAAAGACUACACGAGUCUUUCGGUUUUGGCUGGUGGAUUUGGGCUGUUUAUAGCGGCGAACUAUUCGCUGACCAGUAUUAUUCUGGUGGAACUCAUUACCCUGGAGCGUUUCACCAACGCGUACGGUUUGCUGCUGCUGGUGCAGGGUGUCGCGAAUCUCGUAGGACCUCCGCUUGCAGGCUGGAUAUCUGAUCUAACGGAUUCGUACGAUUUGGCGUUCUAUUUGGCCGGGUUUUUCAUCGUCAUAUCUGGAGCCCUGCUGCUCGUGCUGCCUACCGUGUCGAAGUUGCGCAAAAUUCUGGACAAACGCCGACGCAGUUCUGCCCUUGCGACCGGUGAUGUGAUCAACCUUAACAAACAGGGUUCUUCCACAAACUAUCAUACGCACAACAAUAACGUCUCCAGUAAACCGGUCGUUCUGGAUCUAAAAACUACGUACGUCAGUAAUGGCAAACGUAUCGUUGGAGGACUUGACACUUCAAAGACAUCGGCGGUAAAUGGCGUGAACGCGGGACAGCACGUGUACGGCAACAAAAUGCCUGCCGAACUGGGAGCUACCGUGUAAGCGGGUGGUUCCAGAAUUAAAGCGCACCAGCCAAGUGUAAACGGUUUCUUCCUCAACAUUGCAAACAGGCUUACGAAAGCUAGACUCCGUAGGAACACCGAUCGCAGGUUCCUUUCUGUUCCGCUCACAUUCAAGCUUCGCAAACAAAAAAAAAAGCUUGUAUACGAUUUCAAGGCGUCGUCGUCACGCGAGUUGUGUAAGAUUUACACCUUUAGGUUUUCUAGUAGAUUCAACCCGUAGUGCCCUCGCCCCCCGGGGGUUUAGUAACUGCUAUCGUUUUGGGGCGGGGAGAGGUUUUCAUUUGUUCGGUUAAAUGUCCGAAGCACCAGUCUAGACUAGACGACGAUCGACAAACAUAUACCUCAAAACUUAUUCACUUAUGAAAUAAAUAAACAAAAAUCGAACCUUACGCUCGCUGUGAUGCGAGGUGAGAAAACGAAUGCAUCCGCUGUAGGAAUGGUUUACGUUGUGAGGACGAAUACGAACCGAACGCUGAUUUUGGACUUCUUUUCGAUCUAUUCUGCAGAACGCAACUUUGAUGGUAGAGCGCGAACGUACCAGCAAAUAUGUAAUACACUUCAAACUAUAGGCCCACUUAUUAUGAAUCUAUACUCAAUAAUACAUCAUUCGAGAGGCAAACAUGUUAGCAAUAUUUAAACGAAUAAGGACAAACAUGAAGCUGAUGAACGUUUGCAGUGUGUGGGAAUGAAAUGCUUUAUCAGGUUGACUGCACCUUAUCAAAGGGAAAAAGGAGUGCACUAUGUGCAAGUGGUAGCAAGUAGAAUUUGCGGAAUGGUUGCGAAUUUUGAAGCAGUAAUUGUGAUGGGGUUUCAAAACGGCAGAAAAUAGAUUAAAAAGAAUCUUCUCAGAAUACAUUUUUUUGCAGUAAAGCAAAUGCUUCUUUUUUCCAACAUAGUAGUCAAUUCACGAAAGGAUUGUUUUGCUGAGAAAACAUUAGUAUCAUUACA
Molecule: messenger RNA, 4361 nt
Organism: Anopheles nili
Lineage: Eukaryota; Metazoa; Arthropoda; Insecta; Diptera; Culicidae
Exons: 6
Coding region: 1-3393 (1130 amino acids)
Biological process (GO): transmembrane transport; monocarboxylic acid transport
Molecular function (GO): monocarboxylic acid transmembrane transporter activity
Source: RefSeq, a predicted model, not a curated record